AUGGAAACUCUUGAGAGAGAGGAACUUUGUUUUCCACAGCUCAACAACUCUUGCAGAAAGCCAUUGAAACGUCACGCUGAGAACACUUUUCUUUAUAUUCUGCUCUCAUGUAUUGCUGUGAUAACUGUGACCUUCAACCUGCUGGUCAUCAUUGCAGUCUUCCACUUCAGGAAGCUCCAAACCCCCACCAACCUGCUCCUCCUCUCACUGGCUGUCUCAGACUUUCUUGUUGGACUCCUGUUGAUGCCGAUUCAAAUCCCAGAGAUAGGAGGCUGCUUGGUUUUUGGAAGUUUUGGCUGUGCAAUGUUUAAUUAUGCUUCAUAUAUCAUUACAUCUGCCUCUGUAGGAAACAUGGUGCUAAUAUCAGUGGACCGAUACGUGGCCAUCUGUGAGCCUUUGUCUUAUCCCAUGAAAGUCACUAGAAGAAGGGUUCAAGUCUGUAUUUGUCUGUGUUGGGGAUCCUCUGUGUUCUAUAAUGGUUUGAUACUAAAGGAGAACAUUGAAGAUCCAGAAAAACAUAAUCCAUGCUACGGAGAAUGCAUAUAUCUUAUUGAUCUAUUACCAGGAGCUUUUGAUACCAUAUUGACAUUUAUAGCUCCUGUUACAGUCAUCAUAGUUCUGUACAUGAGAGUGUUUUUAGUUGCUGUGUCACAAGCACGGGCCAUGAGGUCUCAAAUUACAGCUAUCACUAUGAAAGGUUCAGUUUGUAUAACAGCUAAGAAGUCUGAGAAAAAAGCAGCCACGGCUCUUGGUGGGGUUGUGAUUGUGUUUCUGUUUUCUUUCUGUCCUUAUUUUUGCCUUUCUCUUAUUGGUGAAAACAUAGAAAAUGAAGCAGAGUCUAUCUUGGGGACAUGGUUGCUUUACAUUAACUCGUGUAUAAAUCCAAUCAUAUAUGCCCUAUUUUAUCCCUGGUUUAGGAAGUCUGUUAAAUUAAUUCUAACUCUUAAAAUACUGAGACACAAGUCAUGUGAUAUAAACCCAGUGGACAGAGGCUUUUAG
Messenger RNA from Cyprinodon variegatus (sheepshead minnow), 999 nucleotides. Its product is annotated as trace amine-associated receptor 13c-like. Gene Ontology annotation, molecular function: trace-amine receptor activity. The record is from RefSeq and is a predicted model, not a curated record. Gene Ontology annotation, biological process: G protein-coupled receptor signaling pathway. Gene Ontology annotation, cellular component: membrane. The transcript has 2 exons. The coding region runs from base 1 to 999 and encodes 332 amino acids. Lineage: Eukaryota; Metazoa; Chordata; Actinopteri; Cyprinodontiformes; Cyprinodontidae.